AUGGCUUCAAGGCCAGGUACGCACCUAGCACGUGGAGUAACAUCCAAAAAGAAGGUUGACCUAGAUAAAGCCGCUAUUUUUCAACGGGCAGGCCAAAAUGCCUACAAAGUUGGUGAUCUCGAAGGCGCCAUGAGGUCCUUCACCCAGGCGUUGGCAUUAAAUGACGAUGAUACUAGCAUUCUGGAUAAUCGUGCUGCUACGUAUUGCAAGCUGAAGCUAUACAGCCAGGCCCGUGCUGAUGCUAGAGCGAUGGUCAAGCUUGCACCCAAUGAUGACCGUGGAUACCUUCGCUUGGCCAAGAUCCUGUGUUUAGAUGGGAACUUUGACAAGGCCCGUGAUAUCUACGAGUAUGCCCUUCAAAAACUUCCAGCUGAUCACCCAGGCCGCAAGGCCCUCACGCAGUUGCUCAAGAAAUUGCAGGAUAAGCUGGCAGGAGGAAAUAGGCGCGACCCAUUUACAGCCCUGCCACUGGAGAUUGCGAUACUCAUCCUUCAGUGCUUUUCCUUCAAGCAGAUUGUGGCGAUUCUACGCGUCUGCAAAGGAUGGGGCCAAUUCCUUAGCGGUCUGCCCAGCUUCUGGAUGCAUGUUGACCUCACCGGAGCUAGAUCUCGGGUACCUUGGACAUCUGUCCGAAACUACAUCCAUCGAUCGCGGGCACAACUGACAAAUGCCACCAUUGGAAAUCUUGUUCCCUCUACUACACCUAAAGUACUGGACAUGCUAAGCAGAUGCCCCAACCUAGAGCACCUGGAGUUGAUGGUUCAACACAACCAGCCCAAAGAAUUCUACACGAAAAUCAAGGAUUUUGGCCAACUGAAAAGUAUUGUCUGUGGUGCAGAUAUCAACCUUUCACACGCAUGUGUUGGGAGUAUUUUAUCUACCCUUUCGAAACUAGAGAAAGCUGUUUUUCUCCGUGUUUGGGAUAUUCCUACCGGAAGGCCCCGGUCCACAUCGACGUGGCCUCAACAUCUUCCCAAUAUGAAAAGUCUAACCAUUUCGUCUUCACAAGAAACCCCCCAUGUCUUAAGUUUCCCGGAUGUACUUACGGGACUGGGAUCGUCUGUAUAUCCUAAUCUAGAGGAGUUUCGGCUGCUCUGGGACCCCGCGCAACCACGAUCAUACCGGUUUGAUCCGGUACAGGAGGGUCAACAUCUUCCCCCACUUCGCACACUAGAACUUUGUGGCGCAGCUAUCGUACAUACCUUUUAUUCAAUCCUUCCAACAAGCCUUGAGACCCUACGCUUGUUUUCAGGGUCCAUGGAUCCUCCUCGCCUUGGAAUUUUUUUGACACCAGGGCAGAAUCAACUUCCAAACCUGAAGACCCUGGUAUUCAAUGACACGCCAUGGAUCAACCCCUCCACUCUCUCCUUGUUCCUACUUCAUUCUAAGGCCCCCCUCCGAACACUUCAUGUGAACCUAUGCCACAACAUCGAUGCUCAUACCUUCAUUAAUAUCCUCCUUGACGUCAAAAGAGAGAACCCAGCACUGCAACAAAUAACUGAAGUGGGAGUUGUCUGCAUGCCUGGCAUGGACGAUGGCAGCAUCGGUUAUCUGUGGGCGGCAUUGCCGAACUUGAAAAUCCUUGACUUGUCGCAGACGAGAAUCACCGGCUGUGCCAUUCGCAUGAUCGCGGAUGUCCGGAACAAUGAAACCGACUCUCCAAAGGUUGAGGGCUUAAUCAUCAAGGGAUGUGAUGAUGUGUCUCGUGAUGCUAUUGAGUAUGGACGGCAAAUGGGACUCAAGAUUGUCACUUAA
This is a messenger RNA of Penicillium griseofulvum, 1755 nucleotides long. Its product is annotated as Leucine Rich Repeat domain protein. Gene Ontology annotation, molecular function: Hsp90 protein binding. NCBI's taxonomy places the organism in Eukaryota, Fungi, Ascomycota, Eurotiomycetes, Eurotiales, Aspergillaceae. Bases 1 to 1755 code for a protein of 584 amino acids. The record is from RefSeq and is a predicted model, not a curated record. The transcript has 6 exons.